Molecule: messenger RNA, 1618 nt
Organism: Phragmites australis (common reed)
Lineage: Eukaryota; Viridiplantae; Streptophyta; Magnoliopsida; Poales; Poaceae
Product: regulator of G-protein signaling 1-like
Exons: 11
Coding region: 418-1560 (380 amino acids)
Source: RefSeq, a predicted model, not a curated record
UAUCUCCGUGCACCGCAGCGCCUGUGGUUCACCAAACCAGCAGAAAAUGGAAGUACAACUUUCCCCAUGGAUCCCUACUCCGCCGCCUGCUCGCUGACCUCCCCAGCCCUAUGGGCGGCGGCUGCGCCCUCUCGCCGGGGGGGGGGGGGGGCUGCCCCACCGACUACGUUGCCGUCGCCAUCGCCUCCGCGGCUCUCGCCUUGCUCAUUGUCCAUGCUCUCUUUUCCUUUGUUUAUCAAAGGAGCAAAAUGACAUCCGGUGUUUGGCUUGCGUUGUGAGAAUUCUUAAUUCAUGAGUUGUAGGGAGGGACUUAUGUCACCACAAUGCCCUUUUUGAUUGAGAAUUGUAUCUGUGGCUACUGCUAUUUUGCCAGUAGUUCAAAUUGUUGGAAGCAUUGAUUUGGUGCUCUCAUUGGUGAUGUCAAUCGAUUUUCUGAAGAAUCCUUGGAAAUCAUGUUAUAUUUGGGCAGUUUGGGCAGAAGGUCCUUUUGGAUUUGGAUUGUUGAUGAGUUGUCGCAUUGUACAGGGAUUUCAGUUAUAUCAUGUUUUCGUUAAGCACCGGUUGUCACCAAUCAGGUCAUCCAUUAUGCUAUUAGUUAUACUCCUUCCAUGGAUCUGUGGAGCUGCUGUUUUUCGUUGGAACAAGCCUUUGAAUCACCGGUGUCACAUGCAGACUCAGUGGGUGAUUCCAGUAAUGUUUAUACAUGGAUUUUAUAUUGCUAGCUUAGUUGGCAUCACAUUAUCCAUUCGACAUAUUGAAUUCAGAUUUAGUGAAUUUAAGGAUCUUCUACAAGCAGUUAUUGUUUCAACAAUAGCAGUAGGAUUUUGGAUUGUAGCGUAUGUCUUGAAUGAAAUUCAUGAAGAUAUUCCAUGGGUUCAAGUUUUCUCUAGAUUUGCCCUUCUUGUCAUGGCUAGUAUCCUGGUGCUGCUUUUCUUCUCAAUGUCUGUUUCUCAACCUCAGCACUCACGAAUAAGUUUACGAAAGCAAGAGUCAUCUGCCUUUAUGACUAUGGGUGAAGUGUUAAGUAUAACUGAUAGAGGCUCAGUAAAGAAGAUCAAUAAGACCUGUUUCGAUCCAAACCAUCUAUUGGACAAACUGCUUGAGAACAAAAGAUUUCGGAUGACAUACUCUCGCAGCUUGGCGAUGGGCCCUUGUGAACUGAGUGUUAAUUUCUACGAGGAAGUGUAUGGCAUGAAGAAGGUACCUUUGGAUGACUCCAUCAGAAGAAUUUACAUGGCAAGACACAUCAUAGAAAAAUAUAUUGUCGCAGGUGCAGAAAUGGAGAUAAAUAUUUCUCACAGAACUCGCCAACAGAUACUAGACACGCCUGAUCUAACUCAUCCAAAUCUGUUUGACAAUUCAGUGGGGGUGAUAAUGCAGCUGAUCAAAAUGAAUUUGGCAAAAGAUUACUGGUCGUCCAUGCACUUUGUAAAGCUGAAAGAAGAGAUGGAGAGAGGGUUCAACGUCUCUGAGGCCAUGCCAUUGGAUUACUUCCCGAGAGUUAGUUUUGUGCGGUGUAUUGAUGAUCCUUUUAACGAGAAACAAACUGCGAAUUUGUAACUGAGAACGUUUGAUGCAUAACUCUAUUGAUAUGCGUGCAGUUUUGCUCUUGGACUAA